Molecule: messenger RNA, 852 nt
Organism: Sphaeroforma arctica JP610
Lineage: Eukaryota; Ichthyosporea; Ichthyophonida
Exons: 1
Coding region: 130-792 (220 amino acids)
Molecular function (GO): serine-type endopeptidase inhibitor activity
Source: RefSeq, a predicted model, not a curated record
AAAAAAAGUAUUUUUGGGCUGACAAAAAGGUUAUAUAAAGACACCGAUGUAGCGAUAAAAUAGUCAUUCAAUUACGCCAAUAUCAAAAGUUAGUUAUCAAUCACUACAUCAAUAUUUGAAUAUUAAACUAUGAGAUUCUCAGUUGUUUCCCUUACCUUGUGCGCUAUGGCUCUGGCCGUCGCCGCACAAGAGGAUGUAGUCGAUGAAGUGACAAUCGUCCUUGAUCCCGAAGUGAGUGACACCUUUGAACUGGAGUGUGGCGCACAAUGCAAAAUAGCCUGCGAAUUCGGAAACGUUUUGGGUGAGGAUGGAUGCCCUAUCUGCGAAUGUAAGCCUGAUCCCUGUUCCGUGAUUAAUGCAUGUCCUCAGGAUGUCGGUUGCCUAGUAGUAGAUGGAGAGGCGGAGUGCAUAUAUGACGGUUCAAACCCAUUCGAGAACGGCCCUGAGCCAGAAUGUGGCCCUGUAUGCACUAUUUUCUGUGAAUUCGGAAACGUUAUGGAUAAUGGUGGCUGUCCCAUGUGUGAAUGCAUGCCCGAUCCUAAGUGUGAUGUUGUCGACUGUUCCGACGCUCCCUUCUGCCCAUUAUAUUUCGAGAAUGACGCCGAGGGAUGCCCCACGUGCAACUGCUUCGAGCCAAAGUGCCCUGAAGAGUGUGCAGAAAAUUUCUUUGACGGAUGCAACACGUUCGAAUGCGCAGAGGAUGGUACCAUGACGCUCAUUGGGUCGGAGAUUGCUUGUGACCCUUGUGAGGAUUGUGAAUAUCCCGAGCCAGAGUGCAGAGCUGCCGAGUAAGUUGCCGGCGGCCUUCAAAUUAACUGCAAUUUAAAUAAAUAAAUACAGAUUUACAUACUA